ACAAGAAGGUCUUGCGCCACAACACAGAUAAAAUUUAUUACUCUCAGCUUCAGAGACCUGGAGAACCAUUCCCGUCUUGCCUUUAAACAGCCUCCUCUCAUACACUUCUCCCAGGAAGAAGACUCAUUCGCCAGUAAAAUGCCAUAUUAAACCAUAGGGUGUACACACUGCAACUUCCAAGCCCACCUCUGCAUUAACUCACACCUGCAAUAUUGCAGUGCACAUGCGAUUUGAACUUGGCACUAGUUGUUGCAGUGUUUGGCUUUGGUGAGGACAGUGUGUGUUCGUCAGCGGUUAGUGUAGGGUGGACUCUUAAGGAGAAAGUGAAAAUUUUCAUGCAGGAGCUCGUUGAUGUUGGAGUGUUGCUGUGGAAGUUUUCAUGCAGGUGUUUGAUGUUGGAGUACUAUUGCAGGGUGAGUGGCUUUGUGAAGGCUUGUCUAUGAGAUGCAGUAGAGAGCAGUUUACAGUGAAAGGAUGAGAUUUGGACAGUUUGUUGGUAGGUUUUGGACAGUUGUCGGUUGAAGAGUUGGAGAGGUACAAGUUAGGUGUAGCGUAGAGGGCGAAGUUGACUUUGCCUGCGUGGUGCAGUUGGAUUGGUGUGGACAGCUAAUGAGAAGUGGGCUUUUGCAAGUGACCCUAAAACUCAAGAUCCAGCUGGCAGCUACAGACAUUUUCCCGCUGUCUAGCUGGGCUGAGGAGUGCCGUGCAUGGCUGCAGUGUUACCAGACCCCUCUGGAGUGGCGCAUGGCAAGCUUGAACCUCCGCAUGUUCCAGAGAAAGUGUACCAAGGUGGAGAAAUCUGGUCUUGAGUGAUGAUGUCUCAUACGUGAAUGGUGAAUUCUCCUCUCUCCAGGAAGACUGGGUUAAACAUGCCACUUUGUCUGUUUCCCAAAUUACAUUUUGGACUGUAUUGCACAUUGUCAAAAUAAAGCCUUUUUUCCCUGCUUAAUUCUUACCACGUUAUCGUAAUUAGAAUUAAUAGAGAUAUUCAAGCUUGUCCUAGCUAAACUGGAAGAGAAGCAUCGGGCAUGUGUACUUUUAAAUGAAAAUUAAAUCCAAUCUGCCAUCUGAUUAUCUUUGAGCGUUUUACUGUGAUUAAUUCCCUCCCAAUGUACUGUGUAUAGUAAGGCCUGACAUCUAGUGCUACAGGGGAUGGAUCUAAUGUUGACACCUAAAUAACAGGAACCGUACUUGCUGCAUAACUUGUCUGCUAUCUAGGAUAGGUACUUCAUCGGGCAUUUUUUUUUUUUUUUUUUUUUUUAGGAAAAGAACACAUCAUGAGACUGAAGAACCAUCUAAUUGUGUCAUUAUACACAUUCACUCCUCUUUUCUCUGCUUGAUAGUAUUUGUAGCUUUUUUUAACUGGGAUUGUUUGAAAAGGAUUUUUAUUUUGGCUCUGUGUAGGCAGCCUGAUAUUCCUUUACAAGGGCCUUCUGCCCGAGUUCACCACACUCGUGUAUCAUAUGAUCAUUGCGCUACACAUUGAUGGCAAAAUUAGCUGUGCCUUGUGUUUCUCCUCUAAACCAGUUACAAAUAUAACAAUAUAAUGAUCAUGACAGGAACUAAAUUCACAGUGAAUAUUUGAAGGAACCUACUGCUAAUAUAUUUUUUAAGUUGUUAUUUGGAUUUUUUAGAUGCAACAAAAAUCUGUAAUUUCUUUUAUUCUUUGCUAUACAGAAGGUGGUUGAACUUUUUUAUAGCAGAUUCAAUCACUUGUUGUAGAGCAAAAUUUUCAGCUCCUGUGAAGAAGUAGGGUAGAGUUAUUCAUACCAUGUAAGCAGCAUAGAUUAGCUGUAUAGAGAAACAGUUAAAAACAACAGACAAAACCACACAAAAACUGCAAAGGCUCCUGCAUGCUCACCCUUUAAGUGCUGUGAUGUCAGUUUUCCUGAGAGCCUUUGAGGGGCUAUCCCCAUAAUUACAAACACAAGUAAGCCAAACUGUAUGAUGCCACUGAGGGAAAAAUUCUGUAUUACCCCAGCCAGAUUAGCUCACAACCCUGUGACAAGCUGGUGAAAAAGGGCAGGUUUGGAUCAGGCCAUGAAACUGAUUACAGGCUCAUGGUAACGCUAUGUAAAUUUGUGAAUACUAAGUGUGCAAUUGCUAAAACAGUCAUGAGCACUGGACAUAUAUCUGGCAUGUAUUCUCCUUUUCCCACCACCACGUUCUGUCCUGUUUCUGGAGAUCGUUGCACAGGAUUAUUUGCAAACAAUUUCUGAAGGAUGCAAAGCUUCCAGAGUUGCGAUGCCUGCCCAGCUGCUGCUGAGCUAUGGGAACAGUCCUCCCUGGGUACCUCUGAAAGGUUUCUUCUAGGCCUGAUGAAAAAUGGACCCCUCAACAAAGAGGGGGAAAAAAGGAACGGAGAAGAGAAAUUCUGUUGGCUGGUUUUCACAAGAAUGAAAGGUUGGUGAAUAAGGCCCAAGGCACUGGAAGGAAUAAAGACAUGAGCUUACGACUCCAGCCUGGGCAGGCAAUCUUCACAAUUCCAGUUACAAAGUACUUCGGCUGGCAGUGACUAGCCAUGAGCUCAUCUCGCCUAAGCAACAGAGCUGAGAGCCGCUUUAGAGCCUCAGAGGAGCAUGAACUGGAGGCAGUGGGGAGGAAAGCUUGGGACAAUCCUGUUUACAAUGGCUCUCCCUCUACCUCCUUGAAGAUUCGGGCCCUCUACAACCCCAAGUCCAUCCUGGAGAAUCCCUAUGAGAACUUUGAAGAGGUGGGGGAUCCACUGCCCUACCAGGAAGAGCAGAGCAAAGCUGUGGAUGGGAAGACAAGUCCUUUUCUCAAGUGCUGCUUCUACAUCUUCAGAGGCAUCCGAGGUCUGUGGGGCACUACGUUGACUGAGAACACAGCUGAAAACAGAGAGCUUUAUGUGAAGACCACACUGCGAGAGCUGCUAGUCUAUAUUGUGUUCUUGGUGGACAUCUGUCUACUGACAUAUGGAAUGACAAGUUCCAAUGCCUAUUACUACACCAAAGUGAUGUCUGAGCUCUUCCUGCAGACCUCUUCAGAUGGCCGUGUCUCCUUCCAGUCCAUUGGCAGCAUGGCUGACUUCUGGGUGUAUGCACAAGGUCACCUUUUGGAUAAUCUUUACUGGACAAAGUGGUACAACAACAAGUCCCUAGCUGCGCACAACACCCAGUCAUACAUUUAUUACGAGAACCUGCUGCUGGGUGUCCCACGCAUGCGACAACUGAAGGUGAAGAACAAUUCCUGUGUGGUCCAUGAUGACUUCAGGGAGGAAAUCUUGGGCUGCUAUGAUGUGUACUCGGAAGACAAGGAGGAAAGGGUCUCCUUUGGGCUCAUCAAUGGAACAGCGUGGAGGUACCAUUCUGAGGAGGAGCUGGGUGGCUCAUCUCACUGGGGAAGACUAACCAGUUACAGUGGGGGAGGAUACUACAUAGACCUCAAGUUGACCAGAAAAGAGAGUGCUGAAGCCCUGCAAGUCUUGAAGGAGAAGUUGUGGCUGGAUCGGGGGACACGAGUUGUCUUCAUUGAUUUCUCUGUGUAUAAUGCAAAUAUUAAUCUGUUCUGUGUUCUGAGGUUAGUGGUUGAGUUUCCAGCCACUGGUGGUGCCAUUCCCUCCUGGCAAAUCCGGACAGUCAAGCUUAUACGAUACGUCAGCGCAUGGGACUUCUUCAUUGUUGCCUGUGAAAUUGUCUUCUGUGUCUUCAUCUUCUACUAUGUGGUGGAGGAGAUUUUGGAGCUGCGUAUCCACAAGCUUCAGUACUUCACCAGCAUCUGGAACAUCCUGGAUGUGGUCGUCAUUCUGCUCUCCAUCAUCGCUAUUGGGUUUCAUAUCUUUCGCACCAUUGAGGUGAACAGACUGUUGGGAGAGUUGCUGAAACACCCCGACACCUACGCAGACUUUGAGUUCCUGGCAUUCUGGCAGACACAGUACAACAAUAUGAAUGCAGUCAACUUAUUCUUUGCUUGGAUCAAGAUAUUCAAGUAUAUUAGCUUUAACAAAACAAUGACUCAGCUCUCCUCCACACUGGCACGUUGCGCCAAGGACAUUCUGGGCUUUGCCAUUAUGUUCUUCAUUGUCUUCUUUGCCUAUGCCCAGCUGGGUUACCUUCUUUUUGGGACACAAGUGGAAAACUUCAGUACCUUUGUUAAAUGCAUCUUCACCCAGUUUCGGAUCAUUCUUGGAGAUUUUGACUACAAUUCCAUUGACAAUGCCAACAGGGUCCUUGGGCCUAUUUACUUCGUCACCUAUGUGUUCUUUGUUUUCUUUGUGCUCCUGAACAUGUUUCUGGCCAUCAUCAAUGACACCUACUCAGAAGUCAAGGAGGAGCUUUCAAGCCAGAAGGAUGAGCUGCAGCUCUCAGACAUCCUGAAGCAGAGCUACAACCGGACGCUCAUGAGGCUGAAGCUGAAGAAGGAACGGAUUUCCGAUGUGCAGAAAGCACUGCAGAAUGGAACGAAAGAACUAGACUUUGAAGACUUCAAGAACAGCUUGAAGGAACUGGGCCAUGCAGACCAUGAGAUCACAACAGCCUUCUCCAGGUUCGACAAAGAUGGCAACCACAUCCUUGAUGAAGAGGAGCAACAGCAGAUGAAGCAUGACCUAGAGGCGAAAAGGGUUGCUCUGAAUACAGAGAUUGAAAAUUUGGGGAAACCCUAUGGUGACAACAACCUGGAUGAGAAUCUGACCUACAUGGAAACAAGGAAUAACCACGCCAAUAAGGCUAGCUGGGUCUCCAAAGAAGAAUUCCAAGUCCUCCUGCAACGUGUGCUGCAGCUGGAACAGUCCAUAAACAACAUCGGCUCCAAGAUUGAUGCAGUGGUGAGCAAGCUAGACAUGCUGGAAAGAAACAGACUGAAGAGGAAGGACAUGUUGGGCAAACCACUGGAUAAUGUUAAUAAGGAGGAAGAACCCAGUCAGGAAAAGCUUCUCCCCCACAGCCUAGACCAGCUGGGGGAAGAAGCAGCAGAAGGCUGGGGGAUGGAACAUAUACAGGCAAACAACCUGAGUGGCAACUCUUCCCAAAACAGGGUCUAUCCCAUCUUGCCCAGGUCAAGUGUGCCGGGGUCUCAGGUGCCCAAGGACAUCCAGCCACAGUCUGAUGUGCGCUUCUAGUGAACAGUCCAGUGCUCCCAGUCUGGCUCCCACUAAGUCACUGUCAGUUGUUUUCCCACUAUUAGAAUAGUCUAGUCAGCUGGACACAGACACCACUGUUGCCAGGAACUAGUGAUGUGAAAAAAAUCAGGGAUGCUCUUUUCCAGUGUAAUGAUGUAUAAUGUCCCAGAGCUAGAACUUCUGCCUCCUGUCUCUCUGGAGUAGGUGGAAAUUUGGAACCAGGUGAUGUAUUAAAUUUCUGCCUUGGAACAGGCUGACACAAAGUCUUUUAUCUAUCCUUUCCCAAAAAGUAGAGACCCCAGAACUCUGUGAACACUUGUGUCUAGAGUGGCAUGUUGCAACUUGUUCCCAACACACACAAUUGUCUGCAGGACAAAGAUGUGGUUAUCAUGUAGACAAAGCAGAACAUAAUCAUUAGUGUGAGAUGGAAAGGAGAAAUUUAGUUGUUUGGGUCUACCUGGUUACCAACAGUUUUGUUCUGUUGUUUGUUUCCAGAAUGCUUUGGUAACCUUCUCUGUACCUUAGAUUCAGAUGUUGAGAAAAGAGGAUACUAACACCUCACUCUGGAUAACUAAAAUGAGAGUUGACUUCCAAUGUAAUUGGGAGGAUAUU
Molecule: messenger RNA, 5692 nt
Organism: Harpia harpyja (harpy eagle)
Lineage: Eukaryota; Metazoa; Chordata; Aves; Accipitriformes; Accipitridae
Gene: PKD2L1
Product: polycystin 2 like 1, transient receptor potential cation channel
Exons: 17
Coding region: 2522-5080 (852 amino acids)
Biological process (GO): potassium ion transmembrane transport; detection of mechanical stimulus
Cellular component (GO): membrane
Molecular function (GO): muscle alpha-actinin binding; calcium ion binding; calcium-activated potassium channel activity
Source: RefSeq, a predicted model, not a curated record